CUCUGUCUCUCCAUCUAACCCCCCCUCUCUCUCCUCCCUCUCUCUCCUUCUUUCCCUCUGUGUUUUUCUCCAGAGACUUCCAGUUUUUGAACACCACACUGUUCUUACCUACUGGCCCUCCACCCCACACGCACACGAAGAGAGAAAGAGCCACAGAAGCCAUGUUUCCUCUCCGUCUACCCCUGUUGGCCGCAUUGGUCACAGUGGCCCUGUGCCAGUAUUAUGACUACGACUACCAGCCUGUUUCCAUGCUGGGACCCUCAGGGCCCAAUUGUCAUCAAGAAUGCGAGUGCCCAAUAAACUUCCCAAGCGCCAUGUAUUGUGACACCCGCAAGCUCAAGUUUGUUCCAUUCGUCCCAACAGGGAUCAAGUACCUGUACCUCCAGAACAACCAGAUUGAAGAGAUCAAGGCAGGAGUGUUUGAUAAUGUUACAGAUACACUUCGCUGGCUGGUACUUGACAACAACCAGAUUACCAAUGGUAAGAUCGAAAAGGGCACGAUCGACAAACUCACAGUCCUGGAGAAGCUGUUCUUUAGUAACAACGAACUAACAGAGCCAAUCAUCCCUCCCUCAAAGUCCCUCGAUGAGCUGAAGAUGAUGCACAACAAGUUGUCCAAGUUUCCCUCUGGACUCUUGUCCGACAAGGAGAAUCUGACCUCCAUCAACCUUCAGCACAAUCAGCUGACCUCCGAUGCCAUCGCAGGGGCGUUCAAAGGGCUGAAGAAGCUGCUGUCUCUGGAUGUGAGCCACAACAAGCUGAAGAAGCUGCCGGCCGGAGUCCCUAGUUCACUGGAAAUGCUCUAUGCUGACUACAACGACAUUGAUGGUGUCGGAGCAGGAUACCUGAACAAGUUGCCCGUACUGCAGUACCUGAGGAUCUCCCACAACAAGCUGGUGGACUCCGGGCUCCCUUCUGGAGUGUUCAACACUACAUCGCUGGUGGAGCUGGACCUGUCUUUCAACAAACUGCAGUCCAUCCCUGAGGUCAACGAGCAGCUGGAGCAGCUGUACCUCCAGGCCAAUGAGAUCAACAAGUUUGACCUGUCAAGUUUCUGCAAGUAUGUUGGAAUCUCCAGCUUCUCCCGUCUCAAGCAUCUGCGUCUGGACGCCAACAACAUCACACACAGCAGCAUGCCCCCUGAAUACUCCAACUGCCUGCGCCAAGCUUCAGAUAUCAUGUUUGAAUAAGGAACCUCCCUCCAACCCAUGACAUCCCCAUGACCCUCUUAUAUACUAAAAUGGCACAGCUCAGCCCAAAGCCUUCUGGAUUUAAAUUAGUAUCGCUCCUUUCAUAGGACACGCGUGUCUUUGCACAUAAGUAGUAUGCAAAUCUGAGCUACUGUAGUGGCAUCUUCAUCAGUUAAAUGUAUACCAAGAGCUGGGCCGAUUUGAGAUACGAUACUGAAAUUUUUUUUUGCAACAAAACAUGUUAAAUUUAACCAGUGUUUGCAACAUUUGGCUCUGAAUAUUAAGUAUUCUGAUUGUGUUCUGAUUGUAUGCAGGCAAAUGAAGUAGAAGAAAAAACAAAAUAUAUAAUGGUCUAUGAAUAGAUAAUAAUUCAUAGUCAAACACACACUUUAAACAUUCCUAAUUUGCAUUUUAUUAUGUUGAAUAAAGACAAUGGGGUAAACAUUGCCUCCAAUGUCUAAAUUCAAUAGUAGUGUGUUGUUUUGUUGUCUGUCUUGUAUGUUCCAGUGUUUAGCAUGUAUAAUAGAUUGUGGGUACAAUAAUUAAUCCAUUGCUGUGCAAAGGAGCAGCAAAUAAGGACUGCAUAUUCAGAUUUCAGUGUAUAAAGCCUAAUGUGAUAAAUGAUGAACAAAUGUAAGAUAGCACAUAGCAGUCACAUUUGCAACAUCUUGAAUGAAUCAAAGUGGUUUUAAGGGAAAUACCAGCGUUAUUUAGUCAUGUCCUGCCUUCUCUUCUCCUUGACAGAUUGAUGUUUUUGAACUGAGGUUUCCAUUCCAAAAUGGGCGUCCUACUCCUUAAAUCAAUAGAUGUUAAGUAGGACUUUGGUGUGUCUGUCGAUGUUGGUGUUCAGAAGAAUAAAGAUUAAAGGACAUUGGUAUUAUCCCUUGAAAUGACUCAGCUAAACUUUGAGAUGAUAGUAUGAUGUUUUCUUGAAAUCACAAGUCAAAUUCUUUCUGAUUCCUAGCUGUUACUGUCAUGCGCAUUGCUGAUUUGUAUACAACAUUUGCAUUACUUGCAUGCAACCAAUGGUACCAUUCUUUGAUAAUAAACUACAGCUUUUGCAGUUAAGGUGCUUUUAUUGUUACGUUGUUGUUUACCCUGUUUGAUGAAUGCUACCAAUACAAAGUCAACCUUGGCAACAGUGUCACGUUGAUAGUAGUCAUGUUAUUAGAAUAUCACGUUUUGUUUUCGCUAGUUUUUCAUUUCAUCGUGAUGUCUUUUGUGGCUUUUGACUCAGUAACUGGAUUUGAACUUGGAUUUAAUGUGAGGAAACCAAAAACAGUUGAAUAAACUAUAUUUCCAACAUAA
Molecule: messenger RNA, 2498 nt
Organism: Acanthopagrus latus (yellowfin seabream)
Lineage: Eukaryota; Metazoa; Chordata; Actinopteri; Spariformes; Sparidae
Gene: lum
Product: lumican
Exons: 3
Coding region: 162-1190 (342 amino acids)
Molecular function (GO): protein binding
Source: RefSeq, a predicted model, not a curated record